Molecule: messenger RNA, 1737 nt
Organism: Anopheles coustani
Lineage: Eukaryota; Metazoa; Arthropoda; Insecta; Diptera; Culicidae
Product: anaphase-promoting complex subunit 1-like
Exons: 4
Coding region: 1-1479 (492 amino acids)
Source: RefSeq, a predicted model, not a curated record
AUGAUGAACGCGAAGGACUCGAGCAUCCCGGUGCACGUGGAGGAGGCGAUACACGCGUUCGUGGCCAAGAUGGGCAUGCGCGAGCCCGAGCUGGCCGUCUCGAGCGGAUCGCGCAACGGCGACAGCUACUCCGGCGACGUGUACCGGAUCGUCGUCACGCCCGGCAGCCGGGACAUUGAGGACUUCGAGAACAACAACAACAGCAGCAACAACAACAACAACAACAACAACAAUAACAAUAACAACAACAACAACAACAACAGCAAUGGUACUAAUGGUCACCAUCCGAGCGACGGUGAUGAUGCAGGACUAAUUAUCAACGGACUACCGAAGGCGAUCAGCGUGAUCGCGAAGGUGGCGCCGACCACAUCCCUGCGCCGAUCGCUCUACAACAGCUCGGCGCACUUUCAGCGCGAAAAGUACGUGUUCGACAUGGUCCUGCCGAUGUUCGAAGCGUUUCAGAAAACGUGCGGUCUGCACUCGGCGAAACGCUUCGCCCACUAUCCGAGCGUCAUCCGGUCCGAGUGCUGCGAGGGCUACGAGUACAUCCUGCAGCGUGACCUGAUGUCGCAGGGCUACCGCAACUUCCCGCGCACGGAACCGCUGGCGUACGACGACGUGCUGCUGGUGCUGACCCAUCUGGCCCAGUUCCACGCCAUCUCGUUCGCGAUGCAGCAGCAGGCGCCCGAGGUGUACGCGACGAUCGUGGCCCAGCUGCAGGAGACGAUCUUCGUGCCGCCACUGCACAGUUCGUUCGUCGAUUUCCUGCAGCGCAAGGUGGACUACGCCAUCGAGACGCUGCGGCAUAGUCCGGAGGCGGGCGACGGUGCCGUCGGCGAGCGGCUCUGCCGGUUCCGGGACGAGUACGGCCAGGCGAUGAUCGACUGCGUCCAGAACCGGGACGAUACGGUGAUCUGCCACGGAGACUGCUGGAUCAGCAACAUUCUUUAUCGACCCAAUCCCUCACACCGAAAUGGUACCGAAGACGGUCUCAAUAACAACAACAACAACAACCACAGCCUCAGCCACCAUCAACACUUCCAGAACGCCAAAGAGCUCAAGUUUCUCGACUGGCAGGUGGCCCGCAGCGGCACGCCGGCCAUCGAUCUGUCCUACUUUAUCUUCUGCUGUACCGACAGUGAGCUGCGCGAGCGACUUCCGGAACUGCUGCGCAAGUACCACAGCGCGCUGGUGCGCCGCAUGGAGGAGCUGGGCAUCAGCAAUGGCCGCGAGCUGUUUCCGUUCGAGCGGCUGCAGAUGCACAUGAAAAAGUAUGCCCGCUUCGGUUUCGGUAUGGCACUGAUGACGCUUCACUCGACCUGCUGCGUCGAGAAGGACCUGCCGAAUGUUUCCGCCGCCCUCGAGACGACGGAACUGGUCGACAUCGACAAGCUUGCCAAGGAUAUGCUCUACAAUCCGGCCUACAUCAAGCGGAUGUCCGGCGUUUGCCGAGACAUGGUCCGCCUCGGGUACCUCUGAGCCAUGUAGAGGCCUUCCGAGGUCACCGUUUAAAAGACACACACACACCUCUCUCUUCCUCCGUCUCUCUCUAUGUCUCUCCGUCUAGCAUCCGGUUCAUGGCAUACCAGAGCCCGCCUCGUCGACCCUCCCCCGGCGACCAUCGCCGUUUAGAGAUAUUAAGGUAGUACUUAAGGUGUAGCGAUAAGAGAGGUUGUCUUCUGCAGUAUUCUGGGACGUUGUUACGCCAUUACCAUUUGGCUCAAGUAGUUCAGUAUU